This is a messenger RNA of Bubalus bubalis (water buffalo), 3042 nucleotides long. It is a transcript of the gene NARS2, whose product is annotated as asparaginyl-tRNA synthetase 2, mitochondrial. Bases 343 to 1659 code for a protein of 438 amino acids. NCBI's taxonomy places the organism in Eukaryota, Metazoa, Chordata, Mammalia, Artiodactyla, Bovidae. Gene Ontology annotation, biological process: asparaginyl-tRNA aminoacylation. The record is from RefSeq and is a predicted model, not a curated record. Gene Ontology annotation, molecular function: ATP binding; nucleic acid binding; asparagine-tRNA ligase activity. Gene Ontology annotation, cellular component: mitochondrion. The transcript has 14 exons.
GAUGACGUGAACGUUGGCGUGGUGACGUUCGGGCGACCGCGGCGCGUGUUUCAGCCGGCGCUUGGGGCGUGGGUUUAGAAGCUGAGGGAGUCUGUCAGGUGUUCCACGCGCCCACAGGGAGCGCUGUCUCUUCGCCAUUCGCCGCUGAAUGAGCGGUCUCCGUUCCGCCCUUUCGGGAAGCAGAGGUCCUGUGGAGACCGAACGGGGGCCCGUGGGGGGCUCUGGAGCGCUGGAGUGUAGGGCUGCGGCCCGGAAGAGGGGAGGAGAGAGGGUCCCCCCCGGCAGAGCCCGCUCGCGCUGGCCUCAGGGCAGGUCCCGAGGAGGGCCUGGGGCGGCCGCGCGAUGUUCGGGGCGCGGUGCCUGCUCCGAGCCCUGCGCUCCUGCUCCUCGGCUCCUUGCCCGAGGCAGAGACCUGCAGCCAGAGUGAGCGUGCGGGGCGCUCUGGGGGUCCAGAGCGCGAACGGGGAGCGCGUUAAGGUCCAGGGAUGGAUUCGUUCAAUCCGCUCCCAGAAGGAAGUCCUGUUCCUGCACGUAAAUGAUGGGUCAUCUUUGGAAAGCCUCCAGGUUGUAGCAGAUUCAAGCUUUGACAGUAGAGAACUGGCUUUUGGGAGUUCUGUGGAAGUUCAAGGGCAGUUGGUAAAAAGUCCAUCCAAAAAGCAAAAUGUGGAACUGAAGGCAGAAAAAAUUGAAGUUGUUGGCAAUUGUGAUGCCAAGGCUUUCCCUUUUAAAUAUAAAGAGAGGCAUCCUCUAGAAUAUCUGAGACAAUAUCCUCACCUCAGGUGUAGGACUAAUGUUCUGGGUUCUGUACUGAGGGUUCGAAGUGAAGCCACAGCAGCUAUCCAUUCUUUCUUUAAGGACAGUGGCUUUGUGCAUAUUCAUACUCCAGUAAUCACAUCCAAUGACUGUGAGGGGGCUGGAGAACUUUUUCAAGUUGAACCUUCAAGCAAAAUAAAGGUGCCUGAGGAGAAUUUCUUCAAUAUUCCUGUUUUCUUAACUGUCUCAGGACAGCUUCAUCUUGAAGUGAUGUCAGGAGCUUUUACUCAAGUGUUUACCUUUGGUCCAACAUUCCGAGCAGAGAAUUCUCAGAGCCGGAGGCACCUGGCAGAGUUCUAUAUGGUAGAAGCAGAGAUUUCUUUUCUGGAGAGCCUUCAAGAUCUCAUGCAGGUUAUGGAGAGCCUCUUCAAGACUACAGCAAUGACAGUUCUCUCAAAUUGUCCUAAAGAUGUUGAACUCUGUCACAAAUUCUUAGCUCCUGGCCAAAAGGACAGAUUAGAACAUAUGCUAAAAAACAACUUUCUAAUCAUUUCUUACACUGAGGCAGUGGAGAUCUUAAAGCAGGCAUCCCAGAACUUCACCUUCACUCCAGAGUGGGGUGCUGAUCUACACACUGAACAUGAAAAAUACCUGGUGAAGCACUGUGGCGACAUACCAGUCUUUGUCAUUAAUUAUCCAUUAGCACUCAAGCCGUUCUACAUGAGGGAUAAUGAAGAUGGCCCUCAACACACAGUUGCUGCUGUUGAUCUUCUGGUUCCUGGAGUUGGAGAACUGUUUGGAGGAAGCCUCAGAGAGGAACGGUACCAUUUCUUAGAACAGCGAUUGGCCAGAUUAGGACUGACAGAAGCCUACCAAUGUUGGAAUCUGCUUCCUUUUAUAUGGUAAUCAUGGUAUCUUAAACGUAAAAAUGACCUUAAAAAUCUUCAAGUCUGUGAUCUCUGCUAGUGUUCUACCACACUGAAUGUGUAGCUACUCCAGGUGUCUAAGAAUUUUUUCACUUCUCGUUUCUACAUGCCCCAUGCAAAUGAAGUCUGUAACUAGUUCCACAAUUUUUACCAUCUCUUCUAUAGAACCAAUAUAGCAACAAUCAAACAAAUACAGGUUCUUUUGAAAACUUAUUUUUAGAAGUAAAUCUUUCCAUCUAUCAAAGCAAAGGUAAGAAAAAUACUACAGGCAGAAUGCUUCUUCUGAAUUCAGUUUCCAGAUAUUUAUGCCAGUGUUCUGACAUCUGUGUAUGAGAAAUUUAAAGCCAGCUAAAGCUGGGUACUGGACUUUUAGCAGCCAGCUCAAAUCCUGCAGGUGUUUGUGGCAGGUGGUAUGAUAUGCCUUUCAUCUCAUUUUCUCACUAAAUCAAAGUAUGUUCUGCCUCCAUGCCUUAUAAAGUUAAUUCAGCUAUCAAACAUUUCAGUUACUCAAGACUGAGUUCCUUCCAUUAUUCCUGAUCAUGCUUACUAAUCUCAGGUUUUAUCCUAGAUAACGUCUUUCUUAUUGAUGUCUCACUUGGUUGUAACUCACCUAGUUGUAGUUUGUCUUUUAUUUUAGAAAGAGAAGUACUUAAUUAGCUAAAAUACCAAUACAUGUAGUCAUUAAUAGUGGGGGAAUAGGUUAUAGUCUUUAUUCUUAAAGAGCCAAAUGACUACCAGCUGUGGUGUUUAAGUUUUAUGCUGUAUGUUUGUAUAUUUUACAAAUCAUUCAAGAAACUAUAAAUUUAUUUUAAUCUGUAUUAUAUAAUUCAGGAAUUCCCACCAUCAAGUGACAUAAUAAAAAGAGUUAUAGAGUCUUCUUCUUUCUCUUCCUUUCAUAAAAUAACUGUAUCCUGGACUGGUAUAUUGGAAUCUGAGUUUGAAUCCUGAGUGUACCGUUUUCUAGCAUGUAGUCUUAAUGUGGGAGUAGAACACACAUGGAUGGACUUCACAGGCUGUGUAGCCUUUCAGAAAAAUGACUGUGGACAUUUUCCACCAGGCUUAAUGCAGAGGAGUUGAAGUUUUUCCUCACUGCAGCCCUCAAGAGUAUAUUAUUAUACCUUCAAACAAUAACUCUCCAUGUAGUAAGCAUCUGUUUCUGGGUAGUCACUGGAGAUAAAGGUUGAAUAAGAUGCAGUUCCUGCCCUUGAUGUAGCUUACAGACUAGUAGGAAGGGAAUCUCUUUUUGUAAUACAUCAGGCAAACUGUUUCACCUUCCUCUAUAUAUUGAACAGUAUGGUUUUGAUAAGGAAAAAAAGAACAUUAUCAUUGAUAUACUAGGAAGCAGAAGAGAAGUGUAUUUAAA